This is a messenger RNA of Drosophila grimshawi, 2705 nucleotides long. Its product is annotated as muscleblind-like protein 2. Gene Ontology annotation, molecular function: metal ion binding. The record is from RefSeq and is a predicted model, not a curated record. Lineage: Eukaryota; Metazoa; Arthropoda; Insecta; Diptera; Drosophilidae. The transcript is spliced from 11 exons. Bases 231 to 2549 code for a protein of 772 amino acids.
CCAUCUAUGCUAAAAUAUAUAUAUGUGUAUACCCUAUAUAUAUAUAUAGGUGCUGAUUACUGUGCUAAGAGCUGUUUAAGCAAAUCGUAUUCAAAGCCAACGUCAUAAAGUAAAACGCGCAACAUUUUCUAGUCGCCAGCUAAGCUAUAUCUAUUUAUAUAUAGUAUCGUCUCCCCCGCAAAUUAUAUACACAUAUAUAUAUAUAAUAUACUGAAGAACUGGCGCUUGCGAUGGCCAACGUUGUUAAUGUGAACAGCCUGCUCAAUGGCAAGGACUCGCGCUGGCUGCAGCUGGAGGUGUGCCGUGAGUUUCAGCGCAACAAAUGCUCUCGCCAGGACACGGAAUGCAAGUUCGCCCAUCCGCCGGCCAAUGUCGAAGUGCAGAACGGCAAGGUUACCGCUUGCUAUGACAGUAUCAAGGCGGCGCAACUGUUAGACAUGGAUAACUACAAGGGACGUUGUAAUCGUGAUAAACCGCCGUGCAAAUAUUUUCAUCCACCACAGCAUCUGAAGGAUCAGCUGUUGAUAAACGGACGCAAUCAUCUGGCCCUCAAGAAUGCACUGAUGCAACAAAUGGGCAUCGCGCCUGGCCAGCCGGUCAUAUCGGGCCAAGUGCCAACCGUGGCCACAAGUCCAUAUUUGACUGGCAUACCAGCCAACACAUACAGUCCUUAUUAUCCCGGACAUUUAGUGCCUACUUUGCUGGGACCCGAUCCAGCGGCCGUUGCCGCACAGAUGGGCCCGGUGGUGCCACAGACCGUUCAGGUGGCACAACAGAAAAUUCCACGCUCCGACAGAUUAGAGGUCUGUCGCGAAUUCUUGCGCGGCGCCUGCAAACGGGCUGAGUCGGAAUGCCGGUUCGCGCAUCCGCAGGAGAGCGUCGCGAGGCACGACGAUGGCUCCAUAACGGUUUGCAUGGACGCCGUGAAGGGCAGAUGCGCACGUGACCCCUGCCGCUACUUUCAUCCCCCCCUGCACCUACAGGCACAAUUAAAAGCGGCCCAAACACGCGCCACCGCUGUCGCUGCUGCAGCUGCGAGCUCACCUCUUACGGCACACCAACAACAUCAGCAACAACAACAACAGCAGCAACAACUGCAGAACCACCUCCACAACAACAGCAACACCAUCCCAACGGCCGGCGGCGUCGCUGCUGGCGCAACAACACCAACAACAGCAACAACAAACAACGCUGCCGCUGCCGCCGCUGCUGCCGCCGCCGCCGCUGCCGCUGCUGUCAUGGGCCAUCAUCAAACACUGGAAAUGGGCAAGAAGCGGUCAGCGGAUCCUGAAAUGUUUCCACUGAUGGAUGUUAAAACGGUUGGUUCAUUUUACUAUGAAAACUUCCAAUUCUCUGGCAUGGUACCGUUUAAACGUCCAGCUGCCGAAAAGUCUGGCAUUCCAGUGUAUCAACCCGGUGCGACAACCUAUCAACAAUUAAUGCAGCCCUACGUGCCAGUGUCAUCAAACACUAAAAUACCACCUCUAAAUGCUUCCUGUGUCAUCUACACCGAUGCCAGUGGACAGUUACUGGACACCCUCCCGGUGUGCCAAGAUUUUAAUAGAUCUAUGUGCAGUCGGUUAAAUUGUAGAUUCGUUCAUUUAACUGAAGAUGACAAGGUCGAGGUGAUUGAUCAACGUGUUGCUGUCUGUCGGGAUCAUGCCAACAGUCAGUGUCGCCGCAAGCAAUGUAAAUACUAUCAUAUACCGAUUGUCUUGCCGCCGGCAAAUAUAAUGGCUGCCAUGAUCACCAAUCCCGGCGAUCAACAGCAGCAGCAGCAGGUGGCAACAACAACGGCAGCAGCUGUUGCAGCUGGCUACAACAACAACAGCAACAACAAUUUGAUCAUUAUAGAGCCGCAUCAGCAUCAGCAACAGCAUCCACAACAACACCAACAACAACAACAGCAGCAGCAGCAGCAAUACAGUUAUCACACCACCAAUAACAAUAACACCAAUUACUAUCACAGCAACGCGAAUAAAGCAGCUGUCGCUGCAGCAACACACCACGCCAGCAACAUGUAUCAGCAGCAGCAACAGCCACAACACAUUACCUAUCACUGCAGCUCACCGUAUUCCCCCUCGUCGGCAUCCUCAUCCUCGUCCUGUUCCAUAGCCACAUCGCCAACUUUAUCGUCUGCCACCACGCUGUCAACCACGUCGACAGCAACAAUGCCAACACCGCAGCAACAAUAUGCUGCUGCUGCUGCUGCCGCACCGGCAACGGCAUAUCUCAAGGCACCCGCCUAUUAUACGGAUGGUACGCCCACUUUGGUGCUCAGCAGCGAUUACAAUGCCAACUGUAUACCUAUUCAGGCAACGCCCUUCAUCUCGCUGCCUCAGCAACAUGUGCUAAAGUACUCGACACAGCCGCCGCCACAGCAGCAGCAACAUCAUCAUCAGCAGCAACAUCACAGCCUGCUGCACCACCAGCAACACGCAUUUGUGGGUCAUCAGUAUCCGGUGGUGGCAACCACAGUGGCUGCACUCCCAGCCACCACAAUCACCGUUACACCGGCCACAAUAGCCGCACCAUCUUCCUGCAUCUAAAAACCAAACCCCAACACCAACAACAACAACACUCACACAUACACAUAUAAUAUACAAUAAAUAAAAUUCGAAUACAAUUUUGAUGCAAAUUAAAGGUUGGUAUGAACUAUUUACAAGAGCAAACAUAUAUAUUAUGGGGAAAAUGAAAAAUAAAAU